AUGUUUAGACGUAUAUUUGAUUCUAUUUUAAAUCGUCUUGGUGGUACUAUAGCUACUGUAGAACAAAAAGAAGAAGACAUAGAAGAAGAAGAAGAAUUAGUUGUACAAUUCAAUUUAUUGCAAUUACCAAAUGUAGUAAUUAGAUACAUCAUUCAACAGAUUGAUUUGGAUAUUGAAAGAAUAUGUUUGCAUGCUACAUGUCAUCGUCUCUUUGACCUAAGAAGAAGUUUAAUUAGUCAUGUAGUAGUCGGUACUACACCUACUGCUGCUACUACUUCUACUACUGCUUCAACGACAGCUAAUGCUGAUUGUUUAUAUCUUGCAACCAAUGAUUUUAACCUAAUAUCGUUAGGGGACAGAGACUAUUAUUUCAAUUCAUUGCCAAGAUUAGUUCUCACCAAGAUCAUUUCAUCGUGUGAUUUGACGGUUUUCAAGUCAUUGCGAUACUUGUAUAUAGAGGGUAUUGCCGACCAGAUAGAUAUCUCAGAGAUACGAUUACCACCGUCACUCAUUGCACUCACUAUUGGUGAUGGAUCAUACUAUUCAAACAACUUUUCAAGACCCUCCAAAACCAUACCUCAUGGUUGGUUGCCAGAAGGAUUACGCAAGUUGCAAUUCCGUGGAAUGGCUCCACCUGUCAUCGUAGACAUGUACUCUACAUUACCUGUAUCCCUCAAAACAUUGGAAGGAUGUUUUACUCCUCAACCACUACCCAAUCAUUUGGAGCAUCUAUAUUGUCACAGUACUUUUAAAUUAAAUAUUAUUGUUGCAGACAAUAAUGCACAACAAGAUGAUGAUGAUGGACAAUUGCCACCACCACCACCAAGCCAAUCAAGAUUAAAAAAAGUAUUUCUAAAAUAUUAUGAUCAAGAUACAAUUGAUCAAUUACCAUCUAUAUCAUCAUCAUCAUUGGAAAUAUUAAAUAUCAAACUUUUUAGUAGUAGUAGUAGUACUAUUUCAAUACCUUUUAAUCAAUUACCAAAUCUACGUCAUAUUGGAAUACCUCAAAUAUUUAAUAGUAUCGCCAACGCUGCCACCGAGUCAACCCGACACUACCACCACAACAACAAACAUUUUUUUAGUCAACUACCAAAUAAUAGUAAUCUACAGACGGUUGGUAUAUACAAUCCAAUUAUACCUUGGUAUGAUUUCUACUUGGAACUUCCACUAUCCUCUGCCAGAAACAAAAGAAAUGUAAUAUCUUUUGAAAAGGCAUUACUUGCAAGCAAUCGUUUGGGAGUACUUAGGCAAUGUCGACAUUCCAAAACCAUACUACAAAUUAGACUAUUUGACAAGAAAAAACAAGUUUAUGUUUUAAUCAUCAGUAAAUACGAUUCAACCAUUACAGCUACAUUUACAUUUCAGUCCUCUUCCAUUUCAGACAUACUACGAAAACAUUGUGUUCCAUAUUGUGGUCAUGGAAAUAGAUAG
Molecule: messenger RNA, 1431 nt
Organism: Cavenderia fasciculata
Lineage: Eukaryota; Evosea; Eumycetozoa; Acytosteliales; Cavenderiaceae
Exons: 1
Coding region: 1-1431 (476 amino acids)
Source: RefSeq, a predicted model, not a curated record